Messenger RNA from Xenopus laevis (African clawed frog), 5270 nucleotides. RefSeq names its product CAP-Gly domain containing linker protein 2 L homeolog (gene clip2.L). Gene Ontology annotation, biological process: cytoplasmic microtubule organization. The coding region runs from base 621 to 3740 and encodes 1039 amino acids. NCBI's taxonomy places the organism in Eukaryota, Metazoa, Chordata, Amphibia, Anura, Pipidae. The transcript has 17 exons. Gene Ontology annotation, cellular component: nucleus; microtubule cytoskeleton; cell cortex. Gene Ontology annotation, molecular function: microtubule plus-end binding. The record is from RefSeq and is a predicted model, not a curated record.
UCUAGGAAACACAGAUCUCCAUUGUCUGCUGCUUUUUAAAACAGCUGGAUUUCCCCUCCUCCUUCUCCUGCUGACUGCUGAGCUCCCCUCCGCUUCCUCUUUUGUUUCAUACAUUCAGCAGAGCAGACUGGCUGGGUGCAUGAGCAGCACACACAGCAUCCCUAGUGAAAGAAGCAUCUACGCUGCAUGAGCUUUGUAUCCAGCCAUUGGGCACCCAGGAAUUCACUCUAACAUCCGUUCCUGGGCUCUGAUUACAAGCUCAUUCCCAGCCUGUGGAUUUUCUGUUUCUCCAGCAGCACAUGUGGGUGAGUGUAUUUCACCCACACAACAAUCAAGGUGUGAUCUGGGCUGAGAACCCUUUGCUAGCUGCUGCUGCCAUUUCUGUGCCCACUCCUCCACUUUGUACCCUCUGGCUGCAGGGAGUGGCUGAUCACAGAGGAAGACUGCAGGGCUGGGCUGAUGCUGGGAUCCAUCUGCUAAGCUGGUGCCUUGGCUGCUGACACGUCAAGAGGAUUGUAAACAUGGAUAAUGCACACAACCCAGAGGUUUGAUGGUUAAAUGCUGAGUGACUCCCCCUGUGUCUUGGGAAGACUUGCCUGGGUGCAUAGACUGCUGAAAAUAUGCUGAAACCAAGUGGGCUUAAAAUUCCCGGGAGGGGAGCCAAACACUCCAGUCCAGUAGGUAGAUCUUCUGCAGGAACAAGUGUGACUGGCAGCACAAGUUCCAAAGAAGGUUCUCCUUUACACAAACAGGGAUCCACCUCUUCAGCUUGUGGAGAGAAAUCAAGCUCAAAAUUCACAGAGGUUGGUGAUGAAUUUGCUGGAGAUUUUGUGGUUGGAGAACAUGUAUGGGUCAAUGGAGUGAAGUCUGGAGUUGUGCAAUACCUGGGAGAAACACAGUUUGCACCAGGACAGUGGGCAGGAGUUGUUCUGGAUGAUCCUGUUGGAAAAAAUGAUGGAUCUGUAGGUGGAGUGCGCUAUUUUGAAUGCCAACCAUUACAAGGAAUAUUUACCAGGCCAUCCAAGCUGACCCGGCAACAAGUGGCAGAUGGCACAGGAAGUGAUUCUCAUUCAGUAGAGUCAUUGACGACACAGAACUUGUCCUUGCAUUCUGGAACAGCCACCCCGCCUCUUACUACGCGUAUUAUACCUUUGCGGGAGAGUGUCUUAAACAGUAGCAUAAAGACAGGAAAUGAGUCAGGAUCAAAUCUUUCAGACAGUGGGUCGGUGAAAAAAGGUGACAAAGAUCUAAGGAUUGGAGAUCGUGUUCUGGUGGGCGGAACAAAAACAGGAGUUGUGCGUUAUGUGGGAGAGACGGAUUUUGCAAAAGGAGAAUGGUGUGGAGUGGAGUUGGAUGAGCCUCUUGGGAAAAAUGAUGGAGCAGUUGCUGGAACAAGGUAUUUUCAGUGUCCUCCAAAGUUUGGCCUUUUUGCUCCAAUUCACAAAGUCAUCAGGAUUGGCUUUCCAUCUACUAGUCCUGCAAAGGCCAAAAAAAGCAAGAGGAUGGCUAUGGGAGUAUCUGCCCUAACACACAGCCCCAGCAGUUCAUCCAUAAGCUCUGUGAGCUCUGUAGCAUCAUCAGUUGGAGGAAGACCCAGCAGAAGUGGCCUGCUCACAGAAACCUCAUCAAGGUAUGCACGGAAAAUCUCUGGUACUACUGCGCUACAGGAGGCACUAAAGGAAAAACAGCAACAUAUUGAGCAACUACUGGCAGAAAGAGAUCUUGAACGAGCUGAGGUGGCAAAGGCCACAAGUCAUAUCUGUGAAGUUGAGAAGGAACUCACACUCUUAAAAAAUAAACAUGAGCAGUAUAUAACAGAAGCAGAAGGUAAUCUUCAUCACACUCAUGCGUUGGUGGAGACAGCACAAAAAGAAAAAAUGGAGCUCCUUAACCAACUGGAAGAGGAAAGAAGGAAGGUGGACGAUCUCCAGUUCCGAGUGGAAGAAGAAUCCAUAACAAAGGGGGAUUUAGAGACACAGACGCAGUUGGAGCAUGCCCGAAUUCGGGAGCUCGAGCAGAACCUACUGUUUGAGAAGGCAAAAACAUCAAAGCUUCUCAAAGAAUUAGAGGACAAGAGGCAAACAACUGUUGCUGAACAGUCAAGAAUUCAACAACUAGAAGAGGAGCUGAACCUUCGUCGCAAUGAGAUUGAAGACCUUCAACACUGCUUGUUGAACUCCAGUCAAUCAGAAAUUCCAGAAAACAAUCUGGGUCUGCAGACAGAAGCAUUGCGCCUUCGAGACCAACUCUUGUCUGUAAGCAAGGAACACCAGAAAGAGAGCAGAGAGCAGAGGGACAAGUAUGAGAAAAACAUAAAAAAAUACCAACAAGAGGUGGAAAAACUGAAAAGAUCAAAUGAGAAACACGUCCAUGAAAUUGCGGAAUUGAAGAAGAAGCUUGAGCAGGCUACCAAGGAGAAUAUAGGCAUGAUGGAUAGUUGGAAGUCUAAACUGGAUAGCUUAGCUACUGAUCAUCAGAAAUCAUUGGAGGACUUAAAGGGCUCUCUGUCCACCAACCCUGACACCCAACAUAAAGAGAUAGUGGAGCUUAAAGCAAACUUGGAAUGUCUUAAAAUGGAGCAUCAACUUGAGAUUGAGAACCUGAAAGCCAAGAAUGAGAUUGACAUAGCAGUCCACAUUAAGGAAAAGGAAAACCUAAAGAUGAAACUGCAGGAGAUAAGGGAUGAAGUGGAAGAAAGCAAUAAUAACUGGAAAGUACAACUGGAGUCAAAAACAAAUCAACACCUCAAAGAACUUCAGGAUAUUAAAGAUACAUGCAGAGAAGCAGAACUUAGAGUAUGCAAACUAGAAAAGUUGCAAAGAGAAUAUAGUGAUCAGAGACAAGUCAUAGCCUUAUUAAAGGAGCAGAUUUCAAGUGCAGAACAGAAAAUGCAGGAUCACGACACCCUUCAGAAAUCUGCUGUAAGACACAAACAAGAGAUCCAAAGGUUGCAGGAGACACUUCUGGUCUUGGAAAACAAAUUACAGACUCUGGAGUCUCAUCCCACUCAAAAGGCUAAUAUGAUUAAGACAAAUGACAUUUCAGAAGAGAAGAUAAAAAUGAAGAAUACUAUAGAAGAUCUACAAGUCAAACUCGGUAAGCGGGACAAAGAAGUAUCAACAAUUACUUCACAUACUGAAGCAUUAAAAGCACAGGUCAAUGAACUAGAAAACAAAUGCAAAUCAGGAGAAAAGAAAGUUGAUGCUUUAGUGAAAGAGAAUAAAAGACUGGAAGCAGAACUAGAGGCUUUUUGUAGGAAGUCCCAUGAUUCCUCGGGGCAGUUUGUUAUGAUCAGCCAAGAUUUACUGAAGAAGGAGAGAAAUCUAAAUGAAUUGAGAGCUCUUCUUCUAGAAGCCAAUCGCCGCUCUCCAGGACCAGAGAAAGAUUUGAGCCGAGAAGUCCAUAAAGCAGAUUGGAGAUCAAAAGAGCAAAAACUCAAGGAAGAAAUCAAAAUAUUAAGAGACAAGUUAAUUAUUGUGGAUAAAGAGAAGCCUGGAUCAGAACAGAGGCGCUACUCACUUAUUGAUCCCACAACAGAGUCUGAAGUUCUGCGAUUACAGCAUCGUUUGAUCAGCACAGAGGAUGUCCUGCGGGUUGCCCUUGAUCAGGGUCAACAGGUGGAAAUACUGAUGGAGGCCAUGAGAAUUAGUGCAGAUAAAUCACAGAUUACUGAAAACUCAGGUUCCGCCAAUGGGAUCCAUGAAGAGGACACAGCACAUAAAGAAAAGGAAAAUCACUAAAAUCGCGGACAAAUCCUUUUUGAUAGGCCUAAAAACGUCCAAAAUACUUUAAUCAGUGUUUUCAUUUAAGACAGAUCAGUGUUGAUAAGCUACAAUGCUAUUAGCUAUCUCUCUAGGACAAUCAUUGGCACCGAUUGAUGAACUUCAGGAAGCAAGUUGUUUCUCUUCAAUUCCACAAUCCCAAUUGUUUCUCAUACAGUAUAAUGGGCCAGUUAACAUAAUCAUGCACUAUCUAACCUGGACUCAUUUUUCUUUUACUGAUUUAAUCUGCUGUAGCUCUUAUGGAGCUAUUUUGGAAAGCUAAAAUCAACAUUUACCGUAAGAUUUCAUUUGUAGUUGAAAUGUUGAAUGCUACGGGGCACAAAUAUAGCUAUGACAGUAAAUAUUUUACUGAAUCUGAAUACAUAAGAGAGGACGCGGCAAAGGCAUGGAUUGAACAUCUUCUAACCUGUAGAAGAAGCUUGAGCGUUUCUGUGCAUUGGAAGAUUCCGAAAUUGCACAGCAAAGUCAACACAGACCCAAACUCAUCAUGAAAGAUAUAUUUUUUAAAGUGAAAACAGUAUUUGAUAAGAAUGGUACAUAUAAAUGUUUUUGUUUUAUUGUAAAUAACCCGUUAUUGUUAUGGCAGCCACAGGUUGACUAUGAUCGAGUGAUUGGCUAUAGUUUGAAGUUGAACCAUUUGCUCACAAAACGGCCAUUUAAACCCAGUAACGCCAUAUAAACACAUAUUUGGUUAAUACAUAACCUCGCAGGAGCCUUUUACUAAAACUAAGGGUAUUUAAUGCUUGAAAGCUAGACUCUAUAGAUCUGGUCUUUUUAGAAUGAAAAAAUAUGCCUUUUAAUUCAUGGAAUAUCUUAUUUAUUUAAAGGGGCGAAUGUGCCUGAAGAAGCUCAGUUUGCAGAUUGCAUUGUGCGGAUUGUCUUAAGCAGGCCAUAUAUGAAAUCCCGAUAGCAAACAUCACACUGACAGGUUUUCACAAAUCGAGACCUUUGUGUGUUAAAGGGAAACUAAUCCUGUUAUAUGUUUUUAAAUUAAGAACGUGUUGUAACAUUAAAGGAGUUUUAUGAAAAAUAACCAUAGGCAGCACCCGCAGUAUCAUAAAACAAAAAUAAAAUGAGACUUUGUACAGUAUGUUUUAUUUUAAUUUCUCAAUAGAAAGUAAAGUGUGACAGUGUAGCUUAUGGUGGACACUGAACAUAUUUUUACCCCAUGUUUGCAGUCAUAUAUAUAUAUAUAUUUCAGUGGAGCUGCCUAAAAAUCGAAUAUAAUCUCUAGACAGUUGCAACAGCCCCAUCUGUUUGUGACUAUUAGUGUUGCCAUUGUUAUAGUCUGCAAAGAAUUUGCAGAUUACCCAAAGAACCAAUGUUCUGUGCACAGUAUGGAAUAUGCUUUCAUAUUUACUGUCUGAUGGGAAAUAAAUGGAAGGCAGAAAUAGUGUAUAUUCACCCCUAAACUUAUUGAUGUUUUGAAAAUGUUACAUGUAUAAAUGUUGCAACACAAUUUUUUAUAUAUUAAAAAUUUUAAUUUAG